CUAGCAACAUCUAGUGGUUACAUUUCCCAACUCACCAUUCCUACCGCUGCAUAGACCUGUAGUUUUAAAGGUCAGUGUCAAUAGAAGACGAUGACGUCAAUAGAAGACGAUGACGUCAAAACCAGCACAGGGUUGAAGGACAACAUCCAACGAGAACAAAGAUUUGAACUAUAAUCCUUUAAAAAUGUACAGAAAUACCUUGACGGAUCCUGGUGACUGACAGCGUGGGUAAAGUUAUCGCUGUACUGUCUUCAACUUUAACUCAAUUUCCCAGGAUCCAGCGCUUGCGACGAAAACAGUGACGUAAUUUUUAGUCGACAGCCAAACGUCUAAACUGAACCAACAUGCUAAGACCGGAGUCACGACCGCAGGUGUUUUAUUUUUAUGGUUAAUAGUUAUCAGGUUCAGUUACUGUGACGUCAUUUAAAACUUUGUUUACCGUGUUACCUUGUUUGUGAAGCGGGCGCUGUUGCUGCUGAAGAACGUAGGUCUUAGUUCAACAUGACCGUCCCGGCUCUGCACAACACUGGAGUUCUUUACCGGAGGAUUCUCUCUCACUUCCCUCAGGACAUCACUUUAGCUUUUGCCUACGGAUCUGGUGUUUUCAAACAUCACGGGAGCAGCCAAGGACAAAUGGAGAAAAACAUGCUGGACUUUGUGUUUGCGGUGGAUGAUCCUGUGACCUGGCACACCAUGAAUCUGCUCCAGAACCGGAAACACUACUCCAUCCUCAAGCUGCUGGGUCCUAAGACGAUCAGCUCCAUACAGAGUGACCACGGGGCGGCAGUAUAUUAUAACACAUUGGUGCCUGUGGAUGGCAGGGUAAAUGAAUGA
Molecule: messenger RNA, 834 nt
Organism: Cynoglossus semilaevis (tongue sole)
Lineage: Eukaryota; Metazoa; Chordata; Actinopteri; Pleuronectiformes; Cynoglossidae
Product: phosphatidate cytidylyltransferase, mitochondrial-like
Exons: 2
Coding region: 502-834 (110 amino acids)
Biological process (GO): CDP-diacylglycerol biosynthetic process; cardiolipin biosynthetic process
Cellular component (GO): mitochondrion
Molecular function (GO): phosphatidate cytidylyltransferase activity
Source: RefSeq, a predicted model, not a curated record